Molecule: messenger RNA, 615 nt
Organism: Mytilus californianus (California mussel)
Lineage: Eukaryota; Metazoa; Mollusca; Bivalvia; Mytilida; Mytilidae
Exons: 4
Coding region: 180-479 (99 amino acids)
Source: RefSeq, a predicted model, not a curated record
AUUUCAGUCACAAUACAUUAAAAACAAGACGCAUUUAGGUUGCAACAACCAAAUCCGUCCGGUAUUGUCAUUUCUGCAUCAAAUGUUAUCAAACCGCUAAUUGUCAAUUUACUGUCACGGCCUGCUGACUAGCUGAAUCAUAAACAUAAGAUCAAUAACUACGUUCCUUUAUAUCCAAUAUGAAGGUAGCAAUUAUUCUGGCUAUUGCUCUUGUAGUAAUUCUUAUAGUCCACGAGGCAGAUGCAAGUUGUGCUUCCAGGUGUUUACGUCUUUGCACAAGAAGUUAUUUGGCAUUCAGAUAUUGUCGCCGAUGCCUCUGCAGAUGUAGUCGUUGUGCUAGUGACCAAACCAUUAAAUUCCAUGAAAAUGAAGAAUCAUCUCUAUCUGAGAUUUUUCCACAGAUGAAUGACAAUGACAACACUGACCCCUUCCAGAACAUUCCAAAAGGAGAAACCGAGCAUGGUGAAACUGGCAUGUAAAGAGAAGGUCCGAAGAAGGGAUGAUGACCGGUUCUGUUUUGACUAUAAGAUUCUACUUUUUAUUUAGUUUCAACUGUUUUAGAUAUGUCUUCGAUUUCUGUUAUUGCACUUUUAAUACAUUAAAUACUUAAAAAGA